This is a messenger RNA of Trichoderma citrinoviride, 1479 nucleotides long. Its product is annotated as MFS general substrate transporter. The record is from RefSeq and is a predicted model, not a curated record. The transcript is spliced from 2 exons. The coding region runs from base 1 to 1479 and encodes 492 amino acids. Gene Ontology annotation, biological process: transmembrane transport. NCBI's taxonomy places the organism in Eukaryota, Fungi, Ascomycota, Sordariomycetes, Hypocreales, Hypocreaceae. Gene Ontology annotation, cellular component: membrane. Gene Ontology annotation, molecular function: transmembrane transporter activity.
AUGGCCAACAGGCCCGGGUCUCUGCUCCAUGAGGCCUGCUUCCUCUUCGUUGUGUCCAUGGCUCAAUUCACCGGGCAGACGGGCCUGGCCCUCUCGGUCAUCGCCGCGCACAUCAUCGGCCAGAGCUGGGAAAACGUGAGCAAUAGCCAGCUGAGCUGGUUCGCGGCUGCGUUCGCCCUGACCAACGGCACCUUCAUCCUCGUCGCGGGUCGACUGGGCGAUUUGUACGGGCAUCGACGGCUCUUCAUCAUUGGCUUCGCCUGGUACGGGCUAUGGUUUCUGCUGGGCGGCUUCAGCGUUUAUGCGACGACGACGACGCUGUUCAUCUGUUGCCGCGCGUUUCAGGGCAUCGGAGCAGGACUGGUGCUGCCAAAUGCGGUGGCCAUCCUGGGGAGAACCUAUCCGCCCGGCCGACGAAAGGAGCUGGUGUUUAGUCUCUUUGGAGCCACGGCCCCUGCGGGAUUCAAUGUCGCUGGGCUCUUCAUCGCACUGCUGGCACAGCGAGUGUGGUGGCCCUGGUCGUACUGGAUCAUGGCCAUCUUCUGCUUUGGCCUCUCAAUCGCCGGCAUCUUCGUGAUCCCGGCAACGCUGGAUCCGCCGCCGACGACAAACAGUUCGAGCGAGAAGGGACCCGUAUUCGACUUUAUCGAACGAGUCGACGUUCCAGGCGCGCUUCUGGGCAUCACCGGCCUCGCCCUCAUCAACUUCUCUUGGAACCAGGCCCCCAUUGUCGGGUGGGCAACCCCAUACACCUAUACCCUUCUCGUUGUGGGCUUCCUAUUCUUGGGUGGCUUCGGCUUCGUCGAGCGCAAGGCAAAGUUUCCACUGCUUCCGACUUCGGUCUUUACGGGGGAUCUUGGGUGGACUCUGAGCUGCAUCGCGGCAGGCUGGGCCAGCUUUGGCAUUGGCCUGUUUUACUACUACCAGUUCAUGGAGGUCAUCAAGGGCGACGAGCCGCUCAUUGUUGUGGCGAAAUGGGCUCCGGCUCCCAUCAUGGGUGUCAUUGCGGGCCUCACGACUGCGUAUCUUCUGAGUCGCGUGUCGCCGAGCGUCAUCAUGUUCAUGGCCUUGUGCGGAUUCCUCAUUGCGAGCACGCUGCUGGCCACCAUCCCGGUCCAUCAGACGUACUGGGCACAAGCGUUUGUGCUGACGGUCGUAUACCCCUUUGGCAUGGACAUGUCGUUUCCUGCGGGAUGCAUUCUCCUAAGCAAUGCCAUGCCACGCGAGCAUCAGGGCCUCGCGGCCUCUCUCAUUGCCACGACAAUCAACUAUUCCAUCUCUGUGAGUCUGGGAUUCGCGGGGACGAUUGAGACGCAACUGAACCGUCAUGGGAAAGACUUGUUGAGAGGAUAUCGCUCGGCGCUGUACUUUAGUGUUGGUUUGGCGGGAUUCGGGAUGGUUUUGACGCUGCUCUUCAUGUUUGUGUCCUGGCGACGGAGUCGGAGGCCGACCGGGUCAAGGACUCCGGUGCCUGCCUAG